Molecule: messenger RNA, 2772 nt
Organism: Phytophthora sojae
Lineage: Eukaryota; Oomycota; Peronosporomycetes; Peronosporales; Peronosporaceae
Exons: 1
Coding region: 1-2772 (923 amino acids)
Molecular function (GO): protein binding
Source: RefSeq, a predicted model, not a curated record
AUGUACGAGAGCGGCGCCGACUCGAGCGGCGGGGGCGCCUUGCCGUCACUGGGCGCAGACGAUGUGGCCUACUGCAACCGUCUGCGCUACGUGCGGCACCAGCGCCAGCACUUCCGAGGCGUCUGGCAAGAGCUAGCGACACAGACUGAGGAGCCCGAGAGGCCGCAACAAGUGGACAAGAGGCCAGCGGACGACGUGAGCUUCCAGGAGUUCUUUGAGCUGUACGCGGAGAAGACGCGGCCGGUGCUGCUGCAGCUAAAAGACGACGAGAAGGACCCCGUGGCGCAGCUGUUGGGGCUCGACGAAACUCGCAGCAGCGAUGCAGAGGAGGCUGCUGCUAGUCCGAGCGCGAUGGACAAGUUUCUAAGCGGUUGCUUCGGUGACGAAACGCAACGAGGAAGUGUCCGACCGCUGCGGGUUGAAGAUGAGGCGUGCGCGGCCCUGCUGGAGACCUCUUUCCGCGUGCCGAUUUACAUGACUCACGACUACGUCCAGCGCACCAACGCAUCGCGCGAGGUGGCUUUCUUGCCUGCCAUUAUAGAGCUUUCGUCUGAUCUCGAUGCGCCCGAGAGCGCGAAGGACAUUGUAGCGUGUCCGUACGGACUUCACAUGCUGGCGGUCCCUCUCGGAGACGACUCUGUCAGUGGUGUGCGCGUGUCGUUAGUUGACCGCAAGUUUCAGCCGGUCGCUGCGCCGUCUUCAAUGCGCGACCAGCUCCAGGAAGUUGCUCUCGGUGCCGACGCGAACGUCGCGUUCAGCACAGAAACUACGGUGCUAGAUGCUGGCUUCUUCCAGCGAGCGCCGGAGCUGUACAGCGCAGUUGAGUUGGAGCCUGGACGCAAUGUGCUCUUCGUCCCAGGUAGCGUCGUCUCGACAAUGCGCGUAUUGACCCCACCGUCAUCGUCGCCACGAACGGCGAAAGUUCUUCGCUUCUGCUAUUGCGAUGCCGCCAACGUGAAGGACGUCAAGCAAGCUGCUGGUGUUGAUGCGCUGCUCAUGACAAGUGACAAUAGGGACGAGGCGGUUUAUGGUUUACUGCACGCGCUCCAGAGUCCAGCCUUCGACUCUACGUUCUCGCGCCGCCCGACAAGCAGCGACACUAGCUGGAAUACGUUCGUCAAGUGGCCUCGCGACCCUGCGUACCUUGCCAGGAAAAACCGAAGGCAUAAAAGUGGAGGUGCUAAUGGUGAUGACCAGGAAGGAGAAGAGGAGCAACUAUCACGUCGUGAGCGGCUCAAGCAGUGGCAAGAUGACAAGCGGUGGGAGCGAUACAUCGCGUCUCUCACGUUACCCGUCGCGUGGCCGCCUAUCGUCGUCAAUACAACUCGCACGACGGCUACACUGCGUUGGCAGGAGCUGUACCAGCCGCUGAAGCACGAUCUUACAAGCUACGGCUACGAGGUAAGCUGGAAGCGUGAAAAUCGGGAUGGCAGUGCGACGGAGGACCCAGCACUGGCAGGAGAACUAGAGAACUCGGUGAAUGUGACGCAUGACCAGCUCACGCGCAGCAGGAUGCCGUCGACGCUUUUCGGCGACGACUUCGACGGGCGCGACCUCGAAGCUGUGAUCACGGGUCUGCAAGCUGAGACGGCGUACUCCUUUUCAGUGCGUCUGCUCGUGGGGGAGGCCCAAGGAGCCGUGAGUGGAGCUUCACGCCGCGUGGUCACUAGCCCGUGCGCUCCUCCGUCUCCAAUCCGUGGUGUUCCUGAGACGAGAGAUGUAGAAGAAACGUGCUUGGUACUGCGAUGGCUUGACGCCGAAGACGACGGCGGCAAAAAAAUCGAGCUAUACCUCGUGUCAAUGGAGAAACUACCGGAGAUAGGAGAGCAGGACGACCUGAACAAUGGCAGAGGGGCAGACAACGGAGCAGUUGUUCGUGAGCACGAAAAAGUCAUCGCGGUGAACUCGAGCAUCAGCCAUGGACAGGUCACUGCAGAAACGUUGAGCUCCGGUGCGCUGUGGCUUUCUACCAAGGUGUGUGGUUUGUUUCCUGGUGCGGCUUACACGUUUCGAGUUGCAGCGAUGAACGUGCUGGGUGCCGGGCACUGGAGUCACCGCAGCAGCCGCGUCGUGAUCGCACCGCGGCGCCGCCUCACAUCGCUAGAAAGCGGCGCUAAAAGCCAAUACUUGGCCGUCCCGACAUUGAAAGGCGUGGGAGACCCUGGCUACUCCGUCGUAAGCGGAGUCGACAUCCUCUCUCAAAGCGACUUGAGCGCGCUGAUCGCCCAAGACCCGCACCGCAUCCUCCGCGCGACUGGAGUCCAGGUCCAAGACGCGACUCUACCCCGCGUAGUGCUCUCCGACGUGAACGAGCAAGUCCAAUUGCUGUCAAGCAACGCAAGUGAACAGGGGACUGUGGGGGUCGAGCGCUCGUUCGAAGCGUGGAGUAGCCACUACAGCCCUCGACUCUUCGACGUGUCGGCCGAAUUGGUGCUGGCAGACCCGCCGGAUGCCUCGCAGCCACUGCGCAACGCUCACGCCGUCCGCGAUCGAGUGCUUCUGGCGGUGCGAGGCGGCGUCCCCUUCGUGUUCAAGUUGCACUUCGCGCAGCGUGCCGGUGCUCUGGGGCUCAUCAUCGCCGACGCGGAUGGGGUGUGCGGCGGUGGCUUCGACCAGAGCUGCGUGCCCGGCGCCGACAAGAGGCGCGGAGAAGGUUUUGCAGCGCAGGAGCGGCACACACUUUGGCAAGAGGCGCAGAUUCCCUGCGUGCUGGUGCUGCAGGACACGGCCCAGGAGCUGCUCGAGCGGCUCGGAGCAGCUUCAUCUGCAUAG